AUCAGUGACAGCAUUGCUGCAACACACGUUUCCCUGGAUAUUCAUGGCAGGCAACAUAGCGCCAUCCUGCAGUAUGUUGCAGGUAAGAAAACAAUUCUCAGGUAAUUCACAAGAGUGUGUGAAUUGCAAAGAAUUCACGCAGGGCUGUUCCCAAGAAUUCUGAAUUGAAGCGAGCAGAAAUCUUAAUGGCAACAUUGAUCAUACAAUGCCUUUAUCUGGAAAAACUCUAAAACUCAAUUACAGUCACAGCCAGGUAAUUUCAGCUUACAUUUUGCCACCUGGACUUCAGAGUUCGAUGAAUUUACCAUUUUGGACCAGGACGGCCAGUAUGGAGACAUUAAGUCACUUUUGUUUUCAAUUGGGCUGUUUUGUCUCACAUUUAGGGAAUAGCUUUGAUUAUUUAAAGAGGAACCAAUGUAGUGUGAGAAAGCAGCCCAGGAGAAUAAAACACAGUUAAUCAGAAUGAUUAUUAUUUUAAUUAAUCAGAGUUUAUUCACAUUGUUAAGGCAGACAGUACUACAAACAAUGAUGAUGAUAAUGAUGAUGAGUUGACCUUUACAUUAUAUAAUGACACUGACAGCUAGUCCAGCACACCCCAGAGUGCUCACACAGCUCCUGGUGCCUUAGCAUGAUGGGAGUUGGAGUCCUCUCACUGUAUCCUGUGCUGCCUGUCCUCACAGAGCAGAUUGCAUGCUGUGUGCUCUAUAUCCAGGCACAGCAUGGCAUGGACUGUGCCCUUACCCCAGGCCAGGGGUCCUCAAACUCCGCCCCCCCAGAUGUUGCUGAACUACAACUCCCAUGAUUCUCUGGCUAUCUAUGUAAUUCAAAGAAUCAUGGGAGUUGUAGUUCAGCAACAUCUGGGGGGCCGGAGUUUGAGGACCCCUGCCGCAGGCCAUAUUUACACACUAACACCGAUAAUAUAUCAUUGUUAUCAGGCCAUGAGCUAUUAAUAAAAUGAGAAGAAACGCCCUCUGGUUGCUCACCAAACGGCCUAAUGACCGGUUCCAGCUCCUUACUGCUCUCACCGCCGCCAUCUUCUCCGGGGCAAUCCGGAGAACCAAUCACAUCGAGAAGCUGACGGAGAUAGCCAAUCGGGACAUGAGGGCGGAGUCAAGAUGUCAAUGCCAAGGAGAAGGGGGAGUAGUGAAGGCGUGCGGGCGUGUUGACCAAUCAGAGCUCAGAUCAGUCAGCGUCUGCCUGGGGCAUUAGGGGGCGUGGUUUAUGGAGCUGUCAGUGUUUGUUCUAUAAACAUUACCCCACAUACAGAUAGUUUAGACUAGGUCCUCCAUAACAGACACUGGUCAUACAGGUUUAAUUAGGAAGUUUAAUUAAAUGUAACAGGCCUAGUUUAUGACUUGGUGAAUAGGAAUUGCCAUUUCAGAGAAGUACAUUUUUUAUUUUAUAUUCUUAAUUCUUUAUUUUUGGACAGCCAAAAUACCAAACACAUGUUUACAGGAAAGACACCCAAGUACCAGAUUCUUUGGUAUACAAAAGCAGGCAAAAGCAUAAACAGUUUUACAGUUUUGGUAAUGGCAACGUUCUCCGAGAAAACCCGAUAACAGUUAUACCUGUAGCAUAGUGUACUACAAAAAGUAGCUCUUAGUGGGUACUGUAUAACUGCUUUUUCUUUUUAGUAAAAGAUCACAAUAAAAGUUUUAACAGCAUCAGUUGCUCCAACGUGUUCGCUUCAAUUGUAAAUAGUACAACUACCACGUUCCAGGCUGGUUCCAGGUGCCAGUGGUCUGCAACUAGACUGCCAACCGCCCCCUCAUAAUAAUUAUCCUUCUAGUCCCCCAAGUCGACUAGAUAAGUAAUAAUUUAAGAGUUCCUCAAAUUCACUCAUAGAAUCCUGGAAUACAAAAUACAUAUAUGUAUUUCUUUUUGAUCAGGCCGAGGAAGGAUAAUUAAAGGGACACUAUAGUCACCAGAACGACUACAGUUUAAUGUAGUUGUUCUGGUGAGUAUAGUAUGUCCCUGCAGGCAUUUUAAUGUAAACACUGCUAGGGGUACCUCCAGUGGCAGUCACUAAGACGGCCACCAGAAGUGCUUCCUGGAUCAGUGCUGCACAACCUGCAGUACUGAUGUUCAGCAUCUCCACACUCUGCACGCUGAACGUUCCUAAAAGAGAUGCAUUGAGUCAACGCAUCUCUAUGAGGAGAUGCUGAUUGUGACAGAGCAGGGUUUUGUUCCGCAUGCGCAAUAGCCUCCCAACGCUUUCCUAUGCAGUUGGAGUUAGCGGCGCGCAGGAUAUUAGCAGCUUGCAGGAUACUUACAGCGGUCUCAGCAUGGUCUCUGCAGAGCAGGGUAGCGCAAGGGCAGCAUCCAGGAACCCUGUGCCUGGAAGAGGUGCCAUGCAGUUUGAAAUAUGAUACAGCUUUCAGUGCCUCUAGCCCUCAUCUGAGGAUGUAAGAGAAGGCUGCUUGCUGUGUGUAUUUGUUUAUGUAUGUAUUAAGCAGUGUGUGUGUCUCUGUCUUUAUUGAGCAGUGUGUGUCUAGAUAAGCAUUGUGUUUGUCUGUCUCUACUAAUGUCAUUCUGGCCCUGGCAUCACUAAAUAGUGCACGAGAGAGCAGAACAAGAAGGGUUUGAAGAUGACAGCAGCCCCACUGGACCCCAGAGACAGGAUCCCCACUUGACCUCAGGAAAAGGUGAUCCACUCCAGCUCUCCCAAAGACAGGGAGACUCGGUGGACUUAAAUUAAAUUAAAACAAAUAACUUGCGUGUGAGAGAAUGUGUGUGUGUGUCUGUCAGUGAGUGUAUGUUUAGCUUUCCGGCCCCCUCCUAUUGCAUGGCAAUGGUGUUUUUACUCACCUAUUUUCCCAGCGACCAGUCCCACCUCCAUGGCUGAAAUAAUCAAGCUUGAGGAUCUCAUUGAAUCAAUGAAUCUCUACGAGGACCGUUCAAUGUCUUCAUGCAGAGCAGUGGCCCUCUGAUUGACUGCCACUGGAGAUAUCCCUAGGCAGUUACGUAAACACUGCCUUUACUCUAAAAAUGCUGUGUUUACAUUAAAAACCCUGCAGGGACAGGCUUUAGACACCAGAACAACUACAUUAAGCUCUAGUUCUAGUAACUACAGUAUAGUGUCCCUUUAAUUAUCAUGAUAUAACAAAAUGGGUGUGGGUGUGGCUUGGGGGGGGGAGCAUUUCAUCCUUGGUCCCAGGCAGCACAAUGUUAGGCUAGUCGCCCCUUUAAUCCUAUAAAGAGGCAUGUAGACCUUGUUGCUGCAAAGGCUCAAGGAGACUACACUAACAAGAUACAGCAAUUAGCAUAUAAUAUGCAAUCUCCAUAUCAAAUAUAAUUUAUACAGCGGGAUCAGGUGAUGGGUACUCUGGUUUUACAUUUAUUUAACCUAUCACCUGCAAAUUCACUGGACUCUGUGAUACAGGAGUUUAAAGCGACACUCUAACACCAUAACUACCACAGUUUGCUGUAAUAGUCAUUGUGCCAAUAAUCCCUUGCUCCUAUCCCCCGGUAAGAAGUGAAACUGUGUGUGAACAGUUUGAUACUGACGUGCCACUUUGAGCAAUGUAGCUAAUGGAGAUGUUCUUAUUCCACUUUCACAUCACUUUUUGACAAAUAUUUGGUUUGUUCACUGGCUGAGAGUCAACUGACACAAGUGUUAAUAAUGCUUAGUGUGAUCCAUUAUAUUUUCUAUGGUGUUUGGUCUAUUCAUUUUUAUAUAUAGUGCACAUCAAAUCAAAUAGUGCAAUUCUACAAAUUAAUCCAUAAAUUUGCUUUAGUGAAAUGCAAUUUUGACUGAAUUUUGCAUUUUUGGGGUGAUUUCGUUUAGUGAAUUCACUAAACCUUGAAUUGAAAUAUGGCAAAAUUUGAGGCUAAAGUAGCAGAGCUGUGACUAUAUCUCUGUUGGAUACUUUAUCAGAAUCUGCUGUGAUUCAGAGUUUUUGUUAUUUUACUUUUUAUUGUCUAAAAAAUUGCAAUUUCUAUGUCAAUUUUCCAUUUAGUUAAUAAACCCUAUAAAUAUAAAAUAAUAAUAAAAAAUAUAUUUGAAACAAAAAGGUAACUGAAACACUUUACUUUCCACUACACUAUAAUAAACUUUCUUUGGUAGGGGUGGGGAAUGCUAAGCCGUCACCUGGAGUUCACAUCUAAACACAAUUACUAUUAUUAUUUCUAAAACGCCAGCAAAUUCUGUAGCGCUGUACAAUAGGUGGACUAGCAGACAUGUAUUUGUAACAAGAUGGGUUAGAAGCACAAGAACAGAGGGUGUUGAGAGUCAUUCUCAAACGAUCUUGCAAUGUUAAUAUAAACCAACCUAGAUGGUUCUCUCCAGCACUGGUAGUGUUAAAUCACAGACAGGAAGAGGCGGGCCGUGUAUAUAUGGAACCGGCAGAGAAUUCACAUACAGGUUGUACAGUACUCUGGGUUACUUAAUGGUAAUACUGCUGUAUGAUGCACUGCAGACAGUAACAAGGUAUCUACACACAGACACAUAGCAGGGGGUUUGUGCUAAUGGGGUCUUGAAAAAAAGCUUAGUAUAGGGAGCAUGCGCUGACUUAACUUUUAUACACUGUAACAUGUAACGUGUACUUUCAAUAUAUCCCUUUACGUGUGUGCAUAUAAAUAUACACACACUCAAAUGUAUACAUUUACUGUAGUGGACUGCAUUUUAUAAUCACUCCCAAGAAAACCUGAUCACUGUAAUAUAUUGUACAUACAGAUACAUGUCUGCUCGGAAUUCAUGGCCCUGUCAUAUGUGGGAGGCUGGGAGCCCAUUAAAUGCAGUAGUCCUGUUCUUUCGAAAACAUAUAUGGCACCUUUUUUUUUUUUUUGCUGAUAUUUUUUUUUUUUUUUUUUUACAUUGAUCACAUGCUUGGUGUUUACAGGCCACAGUUAAUGUUACUAGCUGACUGAAAUAGGCAAAUAAAAAAGUCAAUUUCAGGAUAAACCUAAGAUUUGGGGGUAAUGAGGUUUUCUAGUCUGUGUCGUAACAGGUGGUACCUUUGUAUUUGCUAAUGCUACAAUUUAGACUUUUUCUUACAUAGUUGCUUUUGUUGUUGUUAACCUGACAUUCGGAUUAAAUGUGCCCUAGAGGAAUUGGUGCUAACAUUGAUUAAAUGCAAUCCAAUUUGCUUUUCUUUAAUAGCUGCUGCGUACAAGCUUCCCCCAUCACUGUGCUGUCCAUUAUUCACUUGGAAUCAAGUUGUGGAAUAGCCGGAGUUGCCACAUUGGAGUCGGUAAGAAGUUUAGUUAUUGUCUAAACACACUCUUUAAUUCCUUUAUGACAAGAGGUUAGCCAAGUCCCAUCACAUCAAGGUAACCUUUAAAGAGACACUCCAGGCCAGGGGUCCUCAAACUCCGGCCCCCCAGAUGUUGCUGAACUACAACUCCCAUGAUUCUUUGGCUAUCUAUGUAAUUCAAAGAAUCAUGGGAGUUGUAGUUCAGCAACAUCUGGGGGGCCGGAGUUUGAGGACCCCUGCUCUAGGCACUCACACACGCUGAAUUAAAUGUGCAGAUUAGGUUAAAGUUAGUUAUACUAGAUUUUUUUUUCUUUUCUUUUAAUUAAAAUAACCAGUAAAGCACUGUGUAGUAGUUAUAGUUCCAGAAGUUCCCUGGUGCUAUCCCAGCACUGCUCUUUAAUUGAAACUGCCAUGGGCACUAAAUAUAUAUUUGUUAGCAAUUUUAUUUACUUUUAAAAGGAAUGUGUAUUUGUGUUGAGAGGUACAGUUAAAUAUUUUUGUUUUGUUUGUUUUUAGCAUGUGGCAUCAAAUUGUUAUGCAGAAAAUUCCUUAAUGAAAUGUUCAAGAUGUUGUUUAUCCCUGUAAGACAAACUGUUACAUACUGUAGGCACUAUAAACAUUCUAAAAAACAGAAAUGUGAAAAGUGUGUAAAUACUGAAAUGACCUGAAUAGUGUGUGUGUUUUUCAGCAUUUGCUCAAUAAAACUUUAAAAAAAAAAAACUAUCACAUGGUGUAAACUGUUUUAAACAAUAAUUGUGAACCGUGUCUUUUCAUUUUUCACUCAUAUCCUGUGCCACUCAAGUUGAAGAGGCUUGUGGUGUUUUAUAGGGUUCCCCUUUACCCCUAUGAUGGUAAUUGUGGGAACCUCCGCAUAAAACAGAGAAUAUUAUAAUGGUGCAGUAUAUCAGGACUGCUAUAAUAGCAAUGGGUCAAAUAGACACGUGCACUAGAGUCUUCCAGACUUGACUUCCAGGGUUUAAAUGCCUCAAGCGGCUGUCACUCUGACAGUCACUAGAGGAGUUUCUGCAGAAAUAUAGCCGAGUAAAAGAUGGCUAGAUCUAUCAGAUAAUCUCAUAGACACCAUCUGUUUGGCCAUGGGUGGUAUGCCGCGCAUGCGCUCUAGCCUCCUGAUGCUUUCCUAUUCAUUGAAGAUGGAACUUUCCUGCUGAGACUGGCGUGGUGAGGGCUGAAAUGUAAAUAAUACUCACACUUUCAACCCUCACAUGUAAGGGGGCACAUCGAUACUGUAAACUAGACGCUAUAGCACCAGGAAUACAUGUUUUCACUCCUAAUGCUGUAGUGCUCCUUUAAACCACUAAAAGCAAUUUAACACAGAAGGAUGGCACCAGUGGAGACCUGACCAUAUAACCACUUCAAUGAGUUGAUGCCAUUACAGUACCUAGCGUGUCCCCACAUUUUUAGAUAGGGUUACUGUACAAAAGGAUUUGUGAAUUGCACAUUCUGUGUUUUUUGUUUUGUUUUUUAUUAUUCUUUUCAGUAUAAAUUCUGCUGUUUCAUAGCAGUGUCUGCAAAUAUUUUGUAUAUUAUUACGCCAUACAGUUUACAAGGCAACAUCUGCAAAACGUCAACUAAACAAGAUGGCAGAGGAAAGCGCCAUCAUGGAAGUAGAUGGUGGAAUCAUGGAGGGGGUGAGUGACGUCUUAAUCUGGAGACACUAUGCUGUACAGCCGUGUGUGCAUGUGUAAUGUGGUUGGUAAUUCUGCUGUGUUUUGAUUCUGACUGUUGAAUAUUGGAAGAUCAUUUCUUGUUCUUUUCAUUUAUUUAUUUAUUUUUGAGAAUAUAGAAAAUUUUUUCUUAUACCAGGCCUCCAAUGGCUGUUAGAUUGCUCAUGAAGAACCUUUAAAAAUUACAUUUCCAUCAAAAGUUUACAUUUGACUCAUUUUAGCUAUACAAGUAAAAUGCACAUUUUGUUACAUGUGCCGGUUCCACCAUUCCCAUUAUUAAAGUAACUUCUUUAAAAUGAUUUGAACCCAUUCACAACCAAACACAAAUGUUAAAAAUGUGCAUGUAUACCUCCUGUUUGUUCUGUGAAUACAUCACACUUGCAUUUUUUCUCUUGCAAACUAAUAUCAUUUGUACAAUAUAGCCUUUGUCCAGGUGGGCAGGCCACUUUGUUAAUAUGGGAAAACAUUUGGUGUCAUCACGCCUAGCUAAAUGCUCAUGCUUCUCAUAUUAUCUCCGCACUCUACUAUUUACUGCAGGGUGGUCAGAUUCUCAGAAUUUCCACUGCUCUCAGCUGUCUACUAGGGAUACAGACACGCGUCGUAAGAAUCCGAGCUGGCCGCAGCACUCCAGGACUCAGGUGAGUACCCUGUAGACCUGAUAUAAUCCAUGGCUAGCUCAUUAGUUGCAGUUUAAAUAAAAAUCCUAUGUAACUGUCUGUGCAAUUAUCCAAAAAAAGAACGGCUGUGUAUUUGUCUGGCUACACAAUGCAGGAGUUCAAUUAUUCAUAUUGAGGGAACAUUUCAAGCACCAUUACCACUUUAUAUCGCUCUCAUUGUAUGUAGUCAAACCGUUUUAGAACAGAUUGACUUCUGUGCACUGCAGCCCACUUGCAUCAUCUCAGCCAUAGAACUCGAAGAUCCUAAGCGCAAAUUUAAGUUAGCUCUCCUGAACUAAGCCCUGCAAUGAACUUAGCUCAUUGGUUGAGAGUAUUAACUGAUCACACUCUGCCAAUGAGCCAACCUGUAUGACUUAUUGGAAUGUUUUCCCCUCAUUAUCUGUACUCUCAAGACUAGGCUAGGAAUCAUCAUUCAGUAUCAAACCAAUGGAAAACUGUUUAAAACUGAACAAUGGGAUGGCACCGGGGACUCCAUGCACCACAACCACUUAAAUGAAAUGCCAAUAGUGACCCUUAUGAUGCCAAGAGUAUCCCUUUACUUUUUGCCUGUUUUCAGUGAAAUCAUACACUCUCUAUACAGAAGAUGUGUGGAAUGUAAUUUAUACAUUACUUUUAUUAGGACUGCAACUUACAAUCGACCAAUUGAUGACCCUAGAUAAUAGGGUCAUCAGCAGGUGUCCUGAGGUGACACUAAAUUUCAGAUGAUGCUUAGCAAUUACUCAGAAAAGGAAAAGUAAGUGGCUAGCUGAUAAUCGUGGGAGCUGUGGUUCUGGAUAGCUAUGUGUUAGCGUAACAUUCAUCAGUACAAUGUUUGAUUAUUUGACAUUUUCAGCUCUUGUUUGUCUUAAUAUUUCAAUUCUUUUGGUAGGGUUCUGCAUUCACAAAUAAUACUUCUGUGUAACACCCUUCUACAGCGCUUAACAUUUGAAGUUCUGUGCUAUUAGCCAGACCAUAACAGUUAAUUGCCACUGUAUGCCAAAGCAUAUACUCCUGGGGUGAAUUUCUACUUGCCAGGGCUACAUUUUCACUCCCUAAUGGCCAAUGGCUAUUCACAAUGUUGAUCCCUGCUCCACUUGAUAUAUUGCACCUAUUUUUCUUUUGUUAAUAAUGUGAUUUGCUAUAACUUUCUGAAGGCCUCAACACCUCUCCGGAUUGGUGACUGUUCGAGACCUUUGUGCAGGACAAUUGGAGAAUGCAGAGAUUGGAUCCACAGAAGUCACUUUCACUCCUGGGAAAAUAAAAGGAGGCGCACUGACUGCUGACACCAAGACAGCUGGGUAAGUGAACACACGUAGAUGGAAAGCUCCAUGGUAAUAGUCUGCUCUAAGCAAUAUUACGCACUGCAAUCCGAAUCAUUCAGAUUUGGUUAACAUGGGGGCAGGGCCUGACCGCUGAGCCGAGAGGACGCAGAACAGCACUGCUCCUGCUUUACCAGGUAAUAAUCGCCACAUGCCAGCCACAAACAGCUCCCUAACGACCCACAAGGGUCACCAAUCGAGAGGUGAACUCACGGGGCACACACUGAUACCAAGUAUGCUGCCACCCCUGCAGAAACCACCGGUGCGAUGCUUGCAGCCUACAAACCUGGUCGGCGCUGGGGAGACGGCUGCUUCCCGGCUGCACCCAAAAGCAAACAGCUGGCAACUGGGCCAUUUUUCCUCCCCACACCUUACUAAUCUCCUGACUUAAUCAGCAUUACAUUUACAUUUUAAAAAAGUGCAGUUUAAUCCUAUGUCACAAUAUUGUCAUCUUUAAAUGGUCUGUAACCGCUAUUGUGGCACUGCAGACAUGUUUGUACCUACUCUUGCACAACAAAAAUAAAAAAAUUUGGUUAACAUUACUAAAUAUCAAUCAAAAUUGCAAGUCUCAUAUGUAAAAAAGGCCAAUCUGGUUAUAUAAUAUGGCACUAUUUAGUGUCUGCUUUAUAAUCCAUCAUUCUCACAUGCGAAUUCCAUAUAAAAUGUUGGGUAGUAUUUAUCAAACAAACUGCAUUUCAACUAGAUUCAUUCCGAAUAAUCAAGUAGAAGGCAAAUUCACAAAAUAUAUUCACCCACUUAUUACAGGUGCGCUGACAACAGACGUAAAAUAUGCAUAGAAGUGACAUUAGGCAGGCCGGAGUUAUGGGCUGCCAAUGUCUACUGUGCUAUGGAUGCAAUAAGCUCCCAGCACACAAUUAACAAUAACUCUGUAUAUGCAGUGUUUCAAGCUAAAACACUGCACAUACAUACCCCUACCACCAUGACCACUUCAAAUCACCAAAGUGGUCCUAGUGGUUAGAGUAACCCUUUAAGUAAGUUCCUUUUGCUAUGCUGCUACAAUCAAGCUAGGUGGUCCAUACUAACCACCCCUUAUCUAUUUUGUAUACUGCACUUUUUGUCACACAUUCACGGUAAUUUACUUUUAUUUUUUUUUUUUUUUUUUUUUAAUUCUUUAUUUUUGCAGUGCAUAUCAGUUUAACAUCCCCGCAUGAGGUAUCCCAACGACAUUCCUCAAGCGUAUUUGAAACAUAUAUAUAUAUAACAGUUGGGUCAGUUAUAAAACAUGCACAAUUUUAUAAUUAUGUGAUGAGCAAAAUUGUUGGAUUCGUCCCUUAGCUUAUGUGGCUGGUUCUAUGGCAAGUAUCAACAUCUGUAUCUAACAUAAACUUUCAAGUUUAACUUCGAUUAUUUAGCUUAGAGUGAUAUACAGGCUAGUCAAACGUGGAAUGGUCUAGGUCUACAUAUGCAUAUUCAUUCAGUGGUUCACUACCUCUUCUGAGCAAUAUAAUAGGAGUUUGCUUAAAACCUGAGUCUGCAGGUGUGGUUUAUAUUACAUUCAUAACAAGAGUAUAAACAGACGCUUUUAUGAAGUGCUAGCUUAGUUACGUAGGUACUAGCUAGAGAGACAAUACGUAUUAGGCAUUUGUAAGGCAUUAGCUAAUAGCAAGAUUUUGAUUAGAGUUAGAGUAGCUUCCGAUUAAUGAGACAUUAGCAAUAGGAGAAGACCACUGAUGUCCCAGUAUUGAAGCCCCACAGUCCCCCGAGCACAGUACUUUUGUGUUGGCUGGUAUGUGCAUGCUUGUUAGUCCCGCCAAUUAACAGGUUUCACUUUCGCCGCUGGCUCCAUUGUGGGAAGCGACCGCAGCCCGCCAGCAGGCCUCCCGCAACUGGGGGCGUCCGGUGAGUGCCAUUUCGCUUCUACUAGGCUUCGCGUGAGUCUGCAGUCUGUGUCCGCUUCUCUGUCGCUUCUAGUGGUCCGUAACGGUCUGUGUAUUCGUUGGGCUGCGGUAUGAGAGGCAACCUCGCAGGCGGUCGCGAGGACCAGUCCUGAUCUCCGGGUGCCGAGGCUUGAGUGUCUAUGUGCUCCAUCAGGCGCUGGUGUAGUGAGGAAGCCUGGGGAUAGGUGCAUCUGGCGGUACCUCGCAUUGAUGGUCGGUCUGUGCCCAGGGCUGACCACGAGGCAGCCAUUUUGUGGUAUAACUCUGGGUUCCGAGAGCAUGGGAGGCGCAGUGGGAUCAGUGAGCGGUGGUGUCGGAUCCCUCCAGUGGGGACCGGGAUAACCCCCGCCGGUCCAUAGGGGGGGGAACGGGACCCGUGAGGAGUGUUUCAGUGCUGCUGCGUGGUUGCUAGAGUUGGAGACAGGACGGCGGCCGUCCAUCCCGCUCCCCUCCCGCGUAGGCCGCAGGCCCCAAAGUUUCUUGCAGCCUUCAGGGGCCUCAAAACUCUCGAUCUUGGGGUCAGCAGUAGCGCCCACAGCUGCCUGUUCACUGUGCUGCAUUUCUGGCUGCGAUGUGCCAUGUUUUGCGUUCUAAAGGGCCAGAUUGUGCAGGAGCCUCUCCCGCAUGCGACCGGUCAGCAUGGCGGCCAGGCCCCGCCCCCCUUUCCUUUUGUGUUUUAUAAGUCUAAAGGUUCAAAUUAAUUUAACAUGGUACACUUUUAAAUUUUGGAUGAACUCCUUUAGUGGUGUCCCUCUUACGGCGUACACUUUUUGUGAAAUUACAGAUUCAAGAUUGGCUUAAACUCAGAAUACGGUUUCCCAGUAAGUACCAGACUCUUUUAUAGACUAGUUUAGGUCAAUAUUCUGCCGAAAACUGCAUUUUAGUAGCUUAUAUGUUGAGAUUGUCAAAGAGCAAACACUAGUUGCAACUUUUCAGCAUGGUGGUCAAACCCAGACACCCAAUUGCGUAUUUCUAUAAUUCUUCUGGAUUUUAAUAAUUUGGCUGCAUAUGGAUAAACUAGAUAAUAUGACAAAAUGCCAAAGUAUUGCAAUAUGCAAUAAUACCUUUUUUAUUGGAUGAACGUAAUACUUAAAAGACAAGCUUUCAAGAAUAGUCAGAACAAGUAAAUAAACAGAGGAGAGAUCCAUGAAAAACAGCAGAGAAAGGCAUAGAAAUAUACAGCUGUAUGUAUAAUAUAUAUAUAUAUAUAUAUAUAUAUAUAUAUAUAUAAUAUGUGUGUGUAUAUAAGUUGCUAAAAUAUAAGUAACAGGGAGUAUUGAAAAAUAAAUAGAUAUCACUUUAAGAUGUUUUAGUAGUGUCAAAAAGCCAGAAUCUAUAUUAAGUUCUUCAUUUAUGUUGCAGAAUGUGUCAUAAUUUUUAUCUUAAAUAUCGUCCGUUCGUGAGUGGGUCUUUAACGCUCCCUUUAAGUACUUGAGAUUUUGGACGAAGUGAUCAUAUGAUAUCACUAUAAUCUCACCUCUUUUCUCUCUGUAGGAGUGUGUGUUUACUGCUUCAGGUUUCUCUACCUUGCGUUCUCUUUGCGGAAUCUCCAUCUGAAUUAAUCUUCAAAGGUGGCACUAAUGCAGAGAUGGCGCCACAGAUUGAUUACACCACAAUGGUAACCAUAUCCUGGAAACCUAAUAGAUAAAGGGCAUUAAUUAGAUGUAUACAGAAUUGCAAAUGGCUUGUAUAAAUUGUGUCCCUAUUUAUUUCAUGCACUGUGCUAUGCGUUUGAGUUUAAAUCGUAAUUAAUCUAUUUCAUUCAAAUUGUAACUUGGUAUGUGUUAAAAGUAAUAAUUAAUGUUUCAUCAUACUCUCAAAAGUGUAUAUAAAAUAUACCAUCUGCCAUGAUUUGGAAUGGAGCCGUGCAUUUAAAAAAAAUCUAAUUUAUUUUUUUUUUUGUCAUUUUUAUUUUAAAUAAGUCAAUCUAUAGUCCAUUUUAAUUAUCCACAAAAGUUUGUGAAAGUUAAAAACCGCCCACAUGGGCCUCUAAGAAAUUCUCAUGGUUGUUCUUGUUUUAAUUACAAAAAUAAAUGUUUGGAUAGAACAUUUUUACACUGUCAUCUUUUGUAACCAGUAAAGUGAAUAGUAUACAAUGGUGGACAAUUAAACAUAUUCUAUUUUGCCCUAUGCAUGCAUACUUCCAGAAAAUAUGUCAAUACUUAUUUUCUUUUUUUGUCCCUGUGCUACAGGUGUUCAAGCCAAUAGCAGAAAAGUUUUCUUUCAAAUUAGAUUGUGACAUCAGAAGAAGGUAAUGUACACCAGACCUGCAUUUUUAAAAUAUUGUUAAUAUAUUAAGCAUUACAGAAAUUCAGAAUUUCUAAAGCAUUGUUUGCAAACCUGGACAAAAACAUUCUAAUUUAAUCCUUGAUAGCUUGUCAAUUAGCCCUAUUAAACCAUAGCGUCUAUUCUACAUGCUCCCAUUUUAAGGUGACUGCCAUAACUGUGCGGUGUGAAGGUAAUUAUGCUGACUUGCUAAGUUAGCAUUUGAAAUGUAUACACAAAAUAAACUUUAUAGUGCGUCUAAGCCUUUCACUGACACCCAGGGCCAGAUUAAGAGCCCAGUGGGCCUGGUGCUGACAAUUAUGAUGGGCAUAAUUACAUAAUCUUAUCGACCAAAAACACUCCCAAGUGUCAUGUAUCUGAUGGAGAUGGUGCUGGAGAGAAAGAAAACAGCAGCUAUAAGAAAACACAUAUCCUAUGCUAAUUUAUCUCUAAUUUAUAGUAAAAACCAAAGGAAAAAAGUUACCUGCGCUCUCUCCUUAAUCCCUAUGUAUCUUUAAACAAAUGGAGGACAUUUAAUUACUCCAAUGCCUAUUGGAGUAACUAAAUGACCUCCAUUUGUUUAAAGAUACAUAGGGAUUAAGUAGAGAGCGCAGGUAACUUUUUCCCUUUGGUUUUUACUAUAUGUAUUCGCUGAUGUGUACUAUAGUCAUUGCUGCUGCCCAGGAGUGAUGGGAGUGAGCGCAGGACUUUUUCUUUUUGUUUUUGUAUUCUCUCUAAUUUAUGUUUUCAUCUUUCAAGUAAAUCCAUAACCCCUAACAGCAGUGUCCAGUCAAGCAGGAAGUCAAUGGGCGGGGAAAAGGGUGCACCACUGGCACAAAUCACGUAACCUGCCAAGAGGGGCGAACAUGCCCAAAAAGAGUACAUGUCUGCCCAGAGAAUUGGAAGGCCAGCCUGGCAUGAAUGCAUGUCCGGCUGCCUGUCAAUCAUGCAGCUGGCCAACUAAGGCAUACUAUGCAGACAGCACCCUGAGCUUGGCAUAAAUGCGUCUAAUGAUGCGCUCGCUCAACGCUUUCUUAUGACUGUCCCCUAGCACUCGCUGGUCCACUUGUCUCCUUACCUUCUUACUAGCAGGCAGAAGGGACAGAGAAAAGCUGUAUGUAGUGAGUGUAGAAGAAAGGGAACAUGCCAAAGUGCUUGAGAGACCAAAGUCAGCAUUACCUUAACAAUAUUCAUUGUCAGCCAGUCCACACAAGUUUUGUUCCCAUACAUCCCUCUUAUGUUUCCAUAUUUAAGCAAGAGUAUGUGAAAAGUAGUUGCCACUUUUUUUGGAAAAACAUACCGGCCUUACUAAUUUGUAUAAUUAUGUAUGAGUGACAUCACAUGAUGUAAAUCACAAGGAGUGACAUAAGAGAAAAUGCUGUACAAUCACCAAAAAAACUACUUGGUUUGAUUCUCCCCAUAUCUCCCAGUGCCUUCAUGACUCAGUGCCCCCAUGUGUUGAUUAAUCCAGGUCUCCGUGUUCCUAUGUAUCAGUGUCUCAGUGUCCCAUGUCUCCCAGUGUCCCCUAGUCUUCCAGUGUCCCUAUGUAUCACAGUGUCUCAAUGCCCAAUGUCUCCCUGUAUCCUCCAGUAUUCCCAUACCAAAAUACCAGCAUUUGUAUCGCCAGUUGGAAUCCCUAAGAGAGAGGUGUGUGUGUGUUUAAAUCAAUGGGCCUAUUCCAGGGCCUGGGCCUAGAGCUGCAGCUCCAUCAGCCCAUAUGUUAAUCCGGCCCUGCUGACACCUACUGGCCACUACCUAUUCAUAAACCGUGGUAUUUUAAUUUUCCAUAUUACUGCAGCCAUUAACUAUCUGCUCAUAAUUCUAAAAGGUGCGUGCUCAAUUUCUCUUUAAUUUCUUUAUUUCUUAUACAUUCUUCCCUCUGUUUCACCCAGCCAUCCAGCUUCUAAUUGCAUAUCUUUUGUACAACCCUCCAAUACUACUGUCUAAAUUUUCAUUGGCAUCAUCCAUUAUGUUGACAUUCACAAUUGCAUUAUUUCCUUGACAGGUGUAUAGUCGCCAUUUUGGGCAGUCGGAAUCCAGGACAAUAACCCCAUAACCUAACCCAAUAACGCACGGACACUAAGGGAUAUGGGGAAAUUUGUCCACAGCUUUAUUAAGCAAACAAUAAUAAUAACAAUAAUAAUAAUAAUAAUAAUAACUUAACAAGUAAAACAUGGGUCAUUGCCCCCCAUACUCCGCCCUCGCAUCCUAUUCCUUCCAUUAACAUAUAAAGGGCAAUGACCCCCAUAUAAAUAAACAUAUAUAUAUAACAUACAUCAACAUUAUUCCAAUCGAUGUAAAGUGCCAACCAUCCAUUAGCCACGGCAGGGGUAUACCCGGAUACCCCUACCCCACCAGGUUCUGAGCCACCGACAGGACUCGAAACCUAUCAACCACCGAUGACCACCACUUGUUUGUUUUCCAUUACGUUCAUCCUGGGGAGCCUAUUUCCUUUCCUUCAGCUCCCCAUCCCGCCGCUGUGAAAAAACGGGACAAAACCACACAUAACAAAACAGGGAGGGUGGGAGGGACAAACUUAACCAGGUAGGAAAUUAGAAUGACUUACCUAAAAUGGCUGCCCAUUUAAAUAACCAAACCUACUUACCCAUAACUCCACUCCCUUGCUUACUUCCUCCUAAGCCCGCCUCCUAACCCCUGUCAAGGCCUUUUUCCGCUUAGCUGCGCCUGGCUACAUGGGGCUACAUGACAGGUGUAUAGUCGCCAUUUUGGGCAGUCGGAAUCCAGGACAACAACCCCAUAACCUAACCCAAUAACGCACGGACACUAAGGGAUAUGGGGAAAUUUGUCCACAGCUUUAUUAAGCAAACAAUAAUAAUAACAGUAUAAUAAUAAUAAUAACUUAACAAGUAAAACAUGGGUCAUUGCCCCCCAUACUCCGCCCUCGCAUCCUAUUCCUUCCAUUAACAUAUAAAGGGCAAUGACCCCCAUAUAAAUAAACAUAUAUAUAUAUAACAUACAUCAACAUUAUUCCAAUCGAUGUAAAGUGCCAACCAUCCAUUAGCCACGGCAGGGGUAUACCCGGAUACCCCUACCCCACCAGGUUCUGAGCCACCGACAGGACUCGAAACCUAUCAACCACCGAUGACCACCACUUGUUUGUUUUCCAUUACGUUCAUCCUGGGGAGCCUAUUUCCUUUCCUUCAGCUCCCCAUCCCGCCAUAAGCUCAGACCUUGACCCCUUAAGCCGUCUGAGCUCCGCCACCCCGAAGAAACAGCGCCCGCUGCAUACCAACCUGCCAACCCAAGUUUAGCAGAUCCCAACCCACCUCCGAAAGAUGAACCCCGUCCGAGCGGUAGUACCCCGGCAACCCCUCUUCCAACUCGAUGUGCCGUACCACCACACCCCCCACCUUCCUAACAAAGCUUGCCAUCAAGCUGUUCACUUUUUUCCUGCAUUGAUUGAUAGCCACCGGAUCCCGCGCAUGCCGCCACCGACGCCUUGGGACAAUCUCCGACCACACUAACAUAACCCCCGGAAGCAGGUCCCUCAGUUUGUUGAUGUCCUGCUUCAUCCAUUUUACCAACCGUUGUUGCGGCGUAAGGCCCAAGUCGUUACCCCCGGCAUGAAGGACCACAAUGUCCGGCGUUUUCCCGCCCGCAACCAUCCUAAACAUUGCCCCACAAACCUCCCCCCAGCAAAAUCCCCGGUACCCAAACCAUCGGACUGCCAACUGGUCCUUCGAAAAGCCCAGCUGCUGGCCCUGCGUUCGAGCUGCGGCCCUCCUCUCGGCCCAGAAGACAAAAGAAUGUCCCACAAUCCAAGCAACCCGUCCUGGGGAGAAGAAGAAAACAAGCGUGAGGGAAAGGCAAAGGGAAACUCCCCCGUCCAUGCCCGCCCCCGUACCUUAUACAUAUACAUAUAUAUAUAUAUAUAAACAUAUACAUACACAUACAUGUACACUUUUUUUUUUUUUUUAUUCCAAUAAGCCCAACCGUACAUAUGAGCGGAACCGCACCGACUCCCAUCUCCCUAUGCGCUUCACGACCUCAUCUCCUAGUCCCAACCGUGCGGCCUCCGUGGCUGCCCCAAUGCGAAAGGAGUGAGUACCAAAACGUCCGGCCGGAAGCCCCAACUUACCUAGUUCCGACCGAAAAACCUUCGUAAACUGAAAUCGGGACAAGGAAGAACCAUCCGCAUGCACCAAGAAAGAACCCCCUACCGCCGGCCUCCGGGCCAUGUACUCCGCCACUGCAGCCACCGGGCACAAUACUGCGCCCGGCAGGGCCCAUAGUGUUACGUCCCGACCCACGCCGCGGACGUCUGUUUUUGAUUUACCCAGAUGCACAACCACCUUACCCUCCAAAACACGAACCCCCGAGGCCUGUAAACCCCCGGGCACGACCCUAUUGGCACUCACCAGCUCCCCCACGCGGAAUGCCCCGAAGAAUGCCAGGAGAAAGGCCGCUCUGAACAAAGAGACCUCGAACCCGUUGAAACAAAUUUCCGGCAACAGACCCACCAGAUCCCCCAACACCCGCACAGACACCGGGCGCCGAGAGUCACAUGACCUGCGGCCCCUUCGAUAACCCUUUAACGCCUGCCGAACUAGGAAGGUCUUGGUCAGAUCCUCCUUCCCGCGCCACCGGAACCAGAAUGCCAUUGCCGCCAUGGACUUGUCGACCACUGCAGGGGAUGCCCCCUUUGCCAGCAAUUGACAGGUGUACCACAGAAAAGCGUCCCGCAGCGCAUCCCCUUGUAAGACAUGAUCCAACCCGUCUAAUGACCGUUCCCAAGAGUCCCAGACCUUACUGUAAGAAGCCCAUGUGGCCGGUGCCAGCGAAGCCUUCACAAGUCCCCCAAGCAGGAUGCUCCCAGCUGCCAUAUCUCGUCCGGGCAAGCCUGCCCCUCCUUCAAUGCCCCUGGCGCCAUUGUCCAAAAUCGGGACCACUGAAAACGAGACAGAGCGUCAGCCACUUCGUUCAGGUACCCAGGGACAUGAUGCGCGCGAAAAACAACAUUCCGUGACAUACACAUUAACACAAAGCGCCGCAGCAACCUAACCACCGGCUUAGAAGCAGCCGAUUGAUUAUUCACCUCGUGCACCACCGCCAUGUUAUCCGAGAAAAAGACCACUUUCUGGUCCCGGAGCCCCUCGCCCCACAGUGCCAUUGCAACAACCAACGGGAAUAAUUCCAGAAAAGCCAGGUUGCGCAUGACCGGGCUGGACCCCCAUGUCUAUGGCCACCGCUCCGCGCACCAUCUCCCGCCGAAGUAGGCUCCGAAGCCCACACUACCCGACGCAUCCGUGAAGAGCUCCAGCUCCGCCACCGACUUACCUGCCUGCCGGAAAAACACCGUCCCGUUGAAAUCCUGCAGGAAGGCAUCCCAAACGCCCAAAUCAGCCCUCAUGGCUGCCGACACCCGUAUGAAGUGGUGUGGGGAUCGAACCCCUGCCGUAGCAGCCGCCAGGCUGCGGCUGAAAACCCUCCCCAUAGGAAUUACACGGCAUGCAAAGUUCAGCAUCCCGAUCAACGACUGCAGUUGCCGCAGCGUAACCUUGCGCGCAACGGCCACCGCAGCCACUGCAUCUCUGAGCCCCUCCAGCUUGUCCCGAGGCAGCCGGCAUUCACCCAAGACCGAAUCUAUUUCCAACCCCAGGAAACUAAGGCCCUCAGCCAGUCAGCCCCCUGGUGCCUCGCCGCCGACCGGAUCCCCUCCAGCAGUCGCUCCACUUCGUCCAUCGGCCCUGCAGGGAGACAAAAGAAGAGAAAACCCUACCAAGCCAAAUCUGUGCCCACAGGAGCGAACACAAACUUAACCAGGUAGGAAAUUAGAAUGACUUACCUAAAAUGGCUGCACAUUUAAAUAACCAAACCUACUUACCCAUAACUCCACUCCCUUGCUUACUUCCUCCUAAGCCCGCCUCCUAACCCCUGUCAAGGCCUUUUUCCGCUUAGCUGCACCUGGCUACAUGGGGCUACAUUAUGAUUUGAAAUAUAUACAUUGUAGAAUAUUGGAGAUAUUCACGCAGAGGUUAUACCAUUUACGAUAUUUAAUAUUUCUACAAUUCUCAUCUCUAUUCUGUGACAAAUAUAAUGAACUUUUCUCCAGCACUUGAUGAACUUAAUGCAUUUCAAGGAAUCUACACCUACGUGUCCCUGAUUAUGUCGCCUGAACACGGUCUACCAGUUGAAAACAUUGUACAUAUUGUCAAGCCAUUGCUGAUGUAUGACUGUAAAUAUACAUCCUUCAAGGAGAUAAAGUAAUUUAGUUACAUUGUGUAUAACCUGCCUAAAGGGAAUGUAUGGGUAAAUAUAUAGUAAUAAGUUACUCACUAUUAAAGGAACACUAUAGUCACCUAAAUUACUUAAGCUAAAUUAAGCAGUUUUAGUGUAUAGAUCAUUCCCCUGCAGUUUCACUGCUCAAUUCACUGUCAUUUAGGAGUUAAAUCCCUUUGUUUAUGAACCCUAGUCACACCUCCCUGCAUGUGACUUGCACAGCCUUCCAUAAACACUUACUGUAAAGAGAGCCCUAUUUAGGGGCAUGUUCUAUACACCAAAACUGCUUCAUUAAGCUAAAGUUGUUCAGGUGACUAUAGUGUCCCUUUAAAGUUUUCCUUGAUACUCUGUUUGAUGGGUCUGCCAGCUGCUGCAGAGAGAUCCCUCUCUCAUCAGAAAGGGGCACUCAUGGUGAUGCAUACAUGAAGCAUCUCAUGGCAUUGUCUAAAUGUAAACAUAAAUGACUUGCAACAUACAAUAUAUUAUGUAUUUUAACAUACGGUAUGUUAAUAUUAAUUUGAAGGUGCUCUGUAAUUCUUGUCAGACUUCUCCAUGUCUGUCUGUUUUUUGUUUGUUUUUUGCAGAGGUUACUAUCCACGUGGUGGUGGGGAAAUUCUUGUCAGAGUUGCGCCUGUCAAGUAUUUAAACCCGAUUAACCUGACAGAUCGUGGCACAAUCACCAAAAUCUAUGGACGAGCAUUUGUGGCUGGAGUUCUUCCCUAUAAGGUGAAUUUAACAAGAUGGCUACAGGGGUUUUCAUUAUAAGCAAGGACAUUUACACUAAUCCACAACUCAUCUAACAGUGAACUGGCUUUCAUGGCUAAUCCUGAAUCUUCAGGUCAAUUAAAGGAACACUGUAUACAGGUACUCUAACCAUAGUGUCUAGAGAUCUUUAGCACUCCAUAUAGUGCCAAACCAUUUAGUACUAAAUAAGGUUCCCCAACCACCCACAGCACAACAUCUGCUGUAGAUAUAGCUACAUUGUAUCACAAUGAAUUCCACAAUUAAGUGUGAGGAGGAGGGAGGCAGAUGAGAUUUCCUCACAGCAUUCUGAGUGCUAUGACAGGCUAAUUUUAGUGCUUAGCAGAAUUAUUUCAACAUGGGUCAUUAAGGGAUUAAAUGCAGGUAUGGCUAAGAUAUAAAUAAGACACUUCCUUCUAGCCAUACCAAUUCAUACCAGCAAUAGGCACUCUGAUAGGGGGAAUACAGUCAGCUGAGACUUUCAUUUAAACACAGGUGCCCAUUACUGCUCAGGCUAAUGCUUCUUUAUUAGUCCAAGCAACACAGAGCUGUUGAGGAUUCAUGUUUUGGCAUUAAAAGCCGUUUAACACUGAAUGGAACGGCAGUGACAUGGAACUCCAGACACUAUAACCACUUCAAUACAGUUUCCUUUUAAUGAGCCACAAAAAUAUUUUAUUUGGCUGCCUGACGCAUUUCCAAAAUAUGUGACUACCAGAAAUCUGGUAAACGAAGUUUCUCUGUUCUUGUCUUGUUGAAAUAGGAUAGAUAACAUAACAAAAUAAUCAAUUCUUGCGCCAACCCUGGUGGGGUAUUCUGGCUAACGAUCGUUACAUUCCAUACAAAUCUGAGCUGCCGGAGAAUGCUUUGGGUUUUUGUUACAGGAACAGGGUGGACUGGUCUCCCAAUUGGGAUCCAGACCUGUCCGUCUACUUCGUCCGUUACCUCUCCAGGGGUGCUUUAUUUGUCUAGAUUUUGUGAUAUGUGACAAUUGAUAAAAGUGCCAAUUUUAAUAGAAAUCAGAACUUUUAUAUUUUGGGUCAGAAACCCCACAGAGCUAACCGAAGCAGCAUCUGAGCUAAGCUAGAAUACUGCUGCCUUCCCCCCGUCCUAAUGACCUGUACUACAAUUAAAUGAAAAGUAUAGGCAAGUUGCAAUCACUUGCAUAUGCACGUUCUUUGGCUGCUCCAGCACAGAGGCAUCUCAAUGAAAAGCCUCUGAUCGGUGUAUUCCCUGACUAAAAGUCUGUGUCUGGGAAAGAGCAGAGGGCUUGCAAAGACUCCAGACUCUUGGUCUGCAGAUUUUGCAAACCGUUUUUUCAUAUCCAAAGAAAUUGAACAAACAAAAAAAUUCAUGCAUGUUUUCUUUUGAGGGUUUAUCUACUAAAUUGUAAAAAAAAAAACCCAAAAAACUUUUCAAUUGAGUGUGAAUUUAAAAUCUAGUGUACGAAACUUUUUGUUUUUUUUCCUUAGGUUUCGAGCUUGAAAUCAGCUUUAUUGAACUGAAUGUGCAGCUUCUUAUCUGCAGUUAUAGUGCUGAUUCAGGUCAUAUAGCUUGUUUAACUAGGUGUAUGGGAACCAGGAAACUAGUUAAGAGCUAAGAGUACAUAUCAUGGUUAAAUACCAAGUACAACAUUUAUAAAGAUAUUACACGGUUCUGUCCUCUAUUCUAAUAGUAUGUCUUCUCCUUUAUAUUCAUCAGAUGGUGAAAGAUAUGACUUCAGCUGCAGUGCGAUGUAUACGCCGGGAGCUCCGGGAUCUUUAUGUGAAUAUUCAAGCUGUACAGGAAUCUGGUGACAAAGCUGUGGGAAAUGGCAGCGGUAUAAUGUGAGUUGUUGGGUCGAAAUUGUUGUGUAUCUGACAUUCUAAGAAUUCAUGCAUUAUUGACUGCCAGGUGUACUGACCAAAUGCAUGUUAUAGACCACUAUUUAAACUAGAGCGAUAAAAAAAGGCAAGGUAAAUGCUUCUCUUGUGGAACCAAAGUUUUGGAUAUCAGCAAGAUUUCUGCCCAGAAUUGUAUAAAACCAGACACACCGCUUCAAUAACUGCAUCCACACACAUAGGAAUGUGUGGUGGAUGGUAAUGAUGGCUAUUGUCCUAAUAGUAUCUAUAACUAUUGGAGACAUUUUGUUUCCCAUUGUGUAACACCUUACUCUUUUUAUUCAGCAUUGUUGCAGAGACCUCCACUGGCUGCUUAUUUGCUGGUUCUGCACUUGGCAAGAGAGGUAAUUGUUACUAUCGUGGUAUUCAUUCUUCUGGUCUUGCAGGUACUCUUAUCAUUGUUGGUCAUGUUAUUUCAGCCAUGAGACCAACAACUACCAAGUCUUAGAGCUGUAACUGUGUGAAUGCUGAAUGCUGGAAAACCAGGAUUGUCGUCCUUGUGCAAAAUGUCAAUGUGAACAGUUGUCUGUCAGAACGCUUUUUGUUACUUGAUAAGGGCAACAACAGAUAUGGAGGAUGUGGUCUAAAACCUAGGACAGGAAAAAGUUAAACAUUCAAAAAAUGUAUUCAUUUAAAAUAUUAUUUUCUGGUCUGAAACAUCAUUAUAUAGUGACUGAUCUUGUUAAUAAACAUGAGUUAAGAUGCAUAUCAUAUUUCUUUGUCAUUAAUGUGUUCGCUAUGCAUACUGAAUUGCAAAUGUACCCAAGAAAUGUGCCCCCCAUCUGUGCGUAGAUGAUGAAAUUAUAUUUAUUGAUAUUCCAGGGUGGUGGAAGAGCUGUGUUUGUGCUAUGCCUUGAACUGUCACACUCAUUCUCUUUCCUCAGGGGUUUCUGCAGAUCGAGUUGGGGCAGAAGCUGCUGAAAUAUUGCUCCGUAAUUUGCAUCAUGGUGGCUGUGUGGAUGAAUAUCUGCAGGACCAGGUAAAAACAAUACAGUUGUACAAUACAAUGAAAGAAACAUUGGGGUUGGAUUUCUUUUAUUGGUAACCAAUGGAGUUGGUUUAAAUACAUUAAAAUCAUGGCAAAGUUCCAAACCCCUAAAAAAUGUUUGUUUUAUUUUUAAAAAGGGGGGGUUUCCCUAUAAUAAAUAAAUAUUAUGUACAAAUACAAUGUAUAUCCACUUAGUAGUAAUUUUAGAAAAUAAAUCUCAGUAAGAUCUUAAGACCCAAAUCCUAAAGCAACAAAUUCCCAAAGUGAAAGGAUAUGUGUGUGUCUACCUUUGUAAAUAUGAACAUGGUAUGGUCCAUCUUUGUUCUGACUGUUCUUGUUGGGCAACAUUUCACACAAUCUUCCAGACACGUUUGGCAGAGGAUUAUGGGGCAUGCAGUUACACAUUAACUAGACCAAGGUUGGGCAUCUAGGAUUCUUGCAUUUCUGUUAGUCAGCUAUGAUAUUUUAUUCCUGCAGUUGAUAAUAUUUAUGGCUCUGGCAGACGGGGUCUCCUUGCUACGGACAGGCCCUCUGACACUGCAUACACAGACUGCUAUUCACUUCGCAGAGCAAAUGACUAAGGUAAUUGCAGCUUAUUUUUAUGUUUCUGAUCUUUGUGGCAAAGAGCUACAAAUAGAAGGAUUGCUGUACAAAUAACAUGGACAAAGAGAAAGUGCAAGAGUGUAAUUACAAUAUUGUAUAGAAGAUACAAGUAAGUCCAGUUUUGCAUUUCUAAAGUUCUCUGCUCUGUUUUAAUUUGGGUUGUGUGUUUUUGUUUUUGUUUAUGUCCUUCACCUUUUGCAUAUAAAAAAGAGGUUGUUGAUCUUUUUUUUAUUUUUUUUAUUUUCUAGGCCAAGUUUUCCAUAAAGAAGUGUGAAGAUUCUGACUCGGAGAGUUAUAUAAUUGAAUGUCAAGGAAUUGGUCUGCAGAACAAAAAUAUAUGAGACUGGUAGUAGAUUGGCCAGACACCGUGAAGAUAACAUGUGGAUGUUCUCCAAAGCAUAGCAUGACACACAAGGAACUGUGCAUGCUGAAGGAAGGCAGUAUAAAGGAAUCCUAAAAUUGUUAUACUGACUUGCAAUCUGAUUCUGUCUGAGAAGUAAUCAGGCACUGCACGAUUGAAAACAAAUUUUAAUUUAUCUUAGUCGGAAUACCUGGUGACAUUACUCUGUCACUUCUGCACCUCUAAAUAAAUUGGGUGUAAAUCAAUUGACAGUGAUUGUUUACUUUAUGUGCAUGGUGACUAGCUGUCACUCUUCCGUGUUUAUUGGACCUUUUUAUCCUUUUCUCCUACAUUAUGUCUAUGUGCUGUAUCCGAUCACUUUGCAUUGCCACAUAUUAAUUUUUAUUUUUAUUUUUUUACAGACAAAAUCAAGGUGUUAUGUGUUAUGUGUGCUGGGUGUGUGUGUGUGGUGGUUAAUGUUUGUGUGAGUGUAUGGGGUGGUUGUGUGUAUUGGGGGAGGAGGUUGAGUGUGCCUCCCAACACAUCGUUUCCAUUUUCUUCUGACAUGUGGAGCAAACAUCAAGUAUUUUCAGUAUAAUGGUUCUAUUCGUGGUGGGAAGGUAGGAGUACCCUUUGGUUCUGUAAAUAUUGGAUAUUAAUAGCAGACUUAUAUGGAGCUCUCUCUUUUCCCUGCCAUUUUUCUAGAAAAAACAAAUGUAUUAAGGCAUUUAUCGAAAAGUCUUAUUGUCACUAGAACUUCAUAGUCCCUCACUCUGAGUCAUCCAUUGGUGAAAUAAAUACUGGACAGAAUCAUUAAUGCCAUACCUGCAACUAACGGAUUAUCUUGUCUCCUUAUAUCUUAAGUAUAUUUUUAUAGAUAUUCAUAUCCUGCAUUUAAAAAGCCAGAAGAAAUAAUUAAUAUAGUUCCAGAAUGGCAUCGAAAGGAUGUAAUUUCCUAUGAAUACAUUUAAUUUAGAUCAUGGCUUGCCAUCUGCUCAAUGAAGUGGUCUGAGUGCCAGGUCCCUCUAGUUUUAACCUUACAGCUGAAACUGCUAUGUUUCACUGAGGGUUAAUCCAGCCUCUAGUGGCUGUCUCACUGACAGCCACCAGAGACGCUUCCGCAAUUCUCACUGUGAAAAUCACAGUGCGAAGACGCUGGACGUCCAUAGGAAAGCAUUGUGUAAUGCUUUCAUAUGGGCUGUUUGAAUGAAUGUUUGCGACUUUCUAAUCACCAGGUAUCAAACUUUCCACUAGUUAUUGGCGAUUAAUAAUUUGUCCUAGAGAGAAGAAAUUCGCCCCUGGUUAGUGUGUUAUGUACCCUCCAAGCUUGCAAUGGAGGGUAACUUAUAAGUCCUGUCUCGCAGCGUAGGACUUUAAAUUUGGAGACGCUUACAUUGUGAUAGACUUAUGACCUUUUAUGGGAGGCUUCUUUUCACAACAGUUGGAGAGCUGCCUUUUCACACUGUCUUGAUUAACAAAUUUAAAGGAACACUCCAUUAAAAUUACACUCCAUUACUAUUUAGUAAAUAUACCCCCAUAGAAAGCAUACAAGCAUUUUUUUUCUGCAUGUUCAGACACAUAAUGCACUUCCGCACGUGAACUUAUUUAUGUGCCUGGGGCUUUCCUUUAAAAAAAAAUCUUAUAGAACUAAAGAUAUGGAUAUAAAUGUAAACUUGUACAAGAGAAAGAGACCUAUUGAAACGGUUUGGAACAAGAGCAUGGGUUUAAGAACAUAUGUUAGUCCUGCACUCAAACGUCGAGCACUCGUGUAGAAACCACCCAAAAACAGCCACCUGUUCUGUAUCACGAAUCCCCAGUGGACACUAAAUAUAAAAUAACAAUAAUUGCUAUUGCAUUGUAAGCUCAAAUGCCAAGAUCAAGCCAAACCACAUAGACGAGUCAUAUGUGAACAAUUCCCUUUGCUGCUAUUCUCUGGGACAAAACAUAACCUAGAUAUUCUUAUAGGUUUGACCGCAAACCUUGUCAAGAUGUGGACCACCUCAGGAUGAGCAUCAUUGAGCACUCAGAAAAGUUAACAUUUACUAUGGACUGUGGUUUGAACCAAUUACUAAAAAAUAGUUUAUCUAUGGAUUGAUAUGGAUGUUACGUGAAGUGACUUUACACGCACAUUUUCACUUCCCUCCUUCACCAGUUGCAACUCUCCAUGAAAAAAAGCAUAAAUCUUUAAAACACUGUAGGCACUCAUUGAAGGGUUUCUGGUGUCUGGAGUUCCCUGGUGCCAUUCUUCAAUGUAGUGUUAAACUUUUUUUAAUGGUUUUAAACUAUAUAUGUCACCAGUAUCCCAUCCCCUCUGUGUCAGCCGACUGCUUUCAGUCUAUCACAGGGAUCAUUGUUGGUAUAGCUAGGAGGAAGUGUAAAAUAUUUUACUUAACUGUACCUCCAGUAGGGGCUGGGCUGCUGGUAGCCAUGGAGCCUUGCUUAGUGUUAAACCGCCAGAAGAUUUUAUUUAACACUAAAUGUAGGGAAAACACCAGAGGACUUGAGGAAUUGUAACCAACUCAAUGAGAUUAAAAGGCUAUAGUGUAUACAGUGUCCUUCAAUAAACCAUGUUAAAUGAUAAGUUCCCCAGCUAGAACCAUGAAGGUUCAAGGUGAGGCAAUUAAACUCCACAUAUAUAGUGAAAUUCUGUCAAAGCCUCAGAUGUGUCUGGGAGGAAACCGGGUGUAGUCAUAACAGUAGUAGUUACCUUUCAUGCAAUUAAUGAUAAGUAUCUUUGUGCUAACUGGAAGGACCACUCCAAGCAUCAUAACGUAUUGUGGUUAUUAUAGUCAUAGGACAUUUAAUGUGGUUGUUUGCUGUUAAUCAAACAGUUUUCGGUUUGACAAAAAAUUUGAAGACUCAUUGAUAUUAUAAGCCCAAUUCCUCGGCUUGAGAGGACAAAAAGAGGAAGUUUCACUCAACUGCUACCUGUUCAAGUGUUUAUACGGCCUGUUCAUCCAGCGAGACCUUGCACAGUUCAGUGAGAGUGUUUAAUAGUGGGGCAAAUAAGGUUGCUUUUUUUUUUAGAGCCGAUACCGAUAAUCUGUGAACUUUCAGGCCAAUAAUUUACCGAUAUUCUGUAAAUUUACCAUUUUGAAAAAAUAAACUAUUUCUA
Molecule: messenger RNA, 26922 nt
Organism: Pelobates cultripes (western spadefoot toad)
Lineage: Eukaryota; Metazoa; Chordata; Amphibia; Anura; Pelobatidae
Source: the annotation of a GenBank genome assembly